Salvia hispanica is the source of this 2762-nucleotide messenger RNA. Its product is annotated as putative late blight resistance protein homolog R1A-10. Lineage: Eukaryota; Viridiplantae; Streptophyta; Magnoliopsida; Lamiales; Lamiaceae. Gene Ontology annotation, molecular function: ADP binding. The record is from RefSeq and is a predicted model, not a curated record. Gene Ontology annotation, biological process: defense response to other organism.
UUAGCGUCUUCUUCCUCUGUGAAGGAAAACGUGAUGGUGGGCUUUGGGGAAGUGUUUCGUGAAGUUUUGGAUAAGCUCACUGGAUAUCAACGCAGCCGCGAAAUCAUCCCUAUCACGGGGAUGGGUGGAAUUGUUUAUGCAGCCGAGGAUGUUAUAGAAUCCCAUAUUGUGGAUCAAAUUGACAGACAGCCCACAGUCGUCAAAGAUCACGACUUCUACCAAAAUCUACAGAAGGUGAUAGAAGAAAUGAAUCUGAUCACGAAAGAGGUGAAGGAGAUUAUAGUCGAAGCUCGGUUUCAGCAAAAGCCCAUUGUUACCAUGACGUCCACUUCCACUGUGAAGGACGACGUGAUGGUCGGGUUUGAUGAAGUGUUUCUUGAAGUCUUGCAUAAGCUGACCGGAGACCAACUCAGCCGCCAAAUAAUCCCAAUUAUGGGGAUGGGCGGAAUUGGUAAGACCACUCUUGCCAGAAAUCUAUUUACUAAUGCAGCUGUUAAGGAGCAUUUUGAUAUACGUGCUUGGACUACAAUUUCUCAAACUUAUAAUGUUAUAGAAACACUUAGAGAAGUUUAUAUUCAAGCAAUUGGGCACUCAUGUGAUCGGAAUGAGAAUGAAAAACUCGGUGAUCUAAGUGAAAUUCAAUUGAGAGAAAAGUUAUACAAGUUUUUAUGUGGUAAGAGGUAUCUUGUAAUAAUGGAUGAUAUGUGGAGUGUCGAGGCGUGGGAGAAGAUAAGAUUUUUCUUUCCAAGCCAAAAAUGUGGGAGUCGAAUAAUCAUAACAACUAGGCUAUCAAGCUUGAGCUCUCAGUUGAACGAAUCUUAUAGAGUUGAUAUCGAAUUUCUAGAUGAAGCUAGUAGUUGGGAUUUGUUUUGUAAGACCGUGUUUGAAAAAGAAAGUUGUCCUCUUGAGUUAGAGAAUAUUGGGAAGGCUAUUGUAGUAAAGUGUAAAGGACUUCCUUUAUCAAUUAUUACAAUAGGAGGACUUUUGGCAAAGUCUGACCGCACAAGAGAAUAUUGGGAGUUUAUAGAGCAAGAUUUAAAUUCUGUUAUUAAAAGUAAUGAUGAAUCUUGCAUGAAAAUAUUGUGGAUGAGCUAUAUCUAUCUGCCAAAUUAUUUGAAGCCGUGCUUUUUAUAUAUGGCUAAUUUUGAGGAAGAUCGUAGUAUUCGCGUGUCAAUGCUCAAAAAGCUAUGGAUUUCUGAAGGAUUUUUAAAACCAAGGAGUGGGAAAAGUUUGGAAAUAAUUGCGCAAGAAUACUUUAAGGAGUUGGUUGAUAGGAAUCUCAUUUUAGUUGAUAGGUUGGGGUCUACUGGAAAUGUUAAGCACUGUAAAAUUCAUGAUUUGUACCGAAAUUUGUGCCUGGAAGAAGUCGAAAAGGAAAGGUUUUAUCAUGUUAUAAGAAACGAUCCUCCACGCUUAAAUAGCAGAAGUCGGGUUGCUCUUAAGACUUCAGUGGUGUUAAUAAGCGAACUCUUAGAAUCCUUGUCGCAUGCUCGUUCCUUAUUACGUGAUGAGCUUCAAAUCCCACACCAUCUUAGAUUGUUGAGGACAUUCAAAGCAUAUGAUGAAGAUACUACGAGUGGUGCUUAUUUCCUCGACAACGUGUUUGAAUUGGUGAACUCGCGAUACCUAGCUGUCAGAGUUCAUAAAGAGUCUAAAUUCCCUACUUCGAUUGAUCUACUAUGGAAUCUUCACACAUUGAUUAUUCAUUGUUGGCGUUACCUUAUUGCACCAAUCGAAAUUUGGAAAUUGCAUCAACUUCGACAUCUCGAGUUUCAUGAGAAAGGAUUGAUUCUCCCUGAUCAUCCUAGUGGUGGCAAUGGCAUUGUUAUCAUGGAGAAUUUGCACACACUCAAAGGAGUUCUGAAUUUGUUUUUGAAUGAGGAGGUGGUUAAGAGAAUUCCCAAUGUGAAGAAGUUGCAUCUAAUCUACAAUGUGCAACAAAUGGAGGGAGAAAACUGUCUUAGUUAUCUUCAGUGUUUAAGUAAAUUGGAAAACUUCCACUGCACCACUAGAAAUGGAUGCGAUGACUAUUUGCAGAGGGUUAGGUUCCCAUCCUCCCUCAAAAAGUUGUUCGUCGAUGCCUCUCCCGAUCCUGAAUUGGAAGACAUGUUGCGAAAAAUCGGUUCAUUGCCCCUUCUCGAGAAGUUUGUAUUACAAAAUGGCUUCUUCAAAACAGGCAAGUGGGAGACAGUUGAAGGCCAAUUCGCAAGCCUCAAGUUUCUACAAUUGGAGGCUUGUGGUGGUCUAGACGAUUGGAUUGUGACGGAUAAGUCUCACUUUCCAGUUCUUCAGAAGCUUCAUCUUCGUAAUUUAGGCCAACUAAAGGAGAUUCCAUCGGAAGUUGGAGAAAUAGCAACAUUGAAAUCUAUUUCAUUAGAAUAUUGCAGUAAAUUAGCAGUGGUGUCAGCGAAAAGGAUAGUAGAGGAACAAGAGGAUUUAUUUGGAGACGAACUAGACCUUCAUGUUCGAGCUCUAGUUUGGAAAAAAGAAAAAGCACUGAAGAGCUUGGCAAGUGUCAACUUCGAAGUUAAUGUUUGUCUCAUAGCUUCGAAGGCCCCAAGUCCUCUUCCCUUUCCAACUCAUGGAGCAGAUGCAGAAAAACAAGAAGACCUAGCUAGCUCAUUAGAAUAAUGAAGUAAAGUUUUUCUUUUACCCUUUGAAUAAAGUUUUCUUUUAGAAUUUUCAUACUAGCUACAUAAGCUCCUAUUUUGUAAAUUCUAAGUUAAAGACUCUAGAAGCAAUUCUAUACCAUUCAAGAUGCA